CCUCGUCCUCGUCCUCGUCCUCGUCCAAAAAUAAUUUCUUUUAUUAUUUUUCCCAGUUGUUCGGUCUGAAAUAUUUAUAAUAAAAAUAUUUAUUAUAAAACAUGCUGUUAAUAAAAUGCUUGUAGUUAUUCGUAAAUAUAUUUAACGUAAUUUUUAUAAUUUUAAUAUUUGUUAAUUAUUUAAUUAAUAAAAAGUUAAACACUUACAUUUAACGUGAAUAAGCCGGGCGCAGCCGUCCCUGCCAUCGUCGAUGUCUCCGCCGUCGCUGCCAUCGCCGUCGGCGUCGUCGAUGUCGACGCCGUCGCUGCCACCGCCGGUGGCGUCGUCGCUACCACCACCGGCGAUGUUGUCGAUGUCUUCGCCGUCGGCGCCGUCGCUGCCAACGCCGUCGACGUCGUCGCUGCCAUCGCCGUCGGCGUCGUCGAUGUCGACGCCGUCGCUGCCACCGCCGGUGGCGUCGUCGCUACCACCACCGGCGAUGUUGUCGAUGUCUUCGCCGUCGGCGCCGUCGCUGCCAACGCCGUCGACGUCGUCGCUGGCAUCGCCGGCGAUGUUGUCGAUAUCUUCGCCGUCGGCGCCGUCGCUGCCACCGCCGGCGCCGUCGCUGCCACCGCCGUCAACGUCGUCGAUGUCGUCGCUGGCAUCACCGUCGGCAUCGUCGAUGUCGACGCCGUCGCUGGCAUCGCCGUCAGCAUCGUCGAUGUCGACGCCGUCGCUGACAUCGCCGUCGGCGUCGUCGAUGUCGACGCCGUCGCUGUCACCGCCGUCGCCGUCGCUGCCACCUCCAUCGACGUCUUCGUCGUCUCAUCACGAGGAAAUCUACAUGAUGUAG
Messenger RNA from Monomorium pharaonis (pharaoh ant), 832 nucleotides. Its product is annotated as proline-rich receptor-like protein kinase PERK2. The coding region runs from base 251 to 832 and encodes 193 amino acids. The transcript has 2 exons. Lineage: Eukaryota; Metazoa; Arthropoda; Insecta; Hymenoptera; Formicidae. The record is from RefSeq and is a predicted model, not a curated record.